Molecule: messenger RNA, 3581 nt
Organism: Hippoglossus stenolepis (Pacific halibut)
Lineage: Eukaryota; Metazoa; Chordata; Actinopteri; Pleuronectiformes; Pleuronectidae
Gene: pfkfb4b
Product: 6-phosphofructo-2-kinase/fructose-2,6-biphosphatase 4b
Exons: 13
Coding region: 16-1638 (540 amino acids)
Biological process (GO): fructose metabolic process; fructose 2,6-bisphosphate metabolic process
Cellular component (GO): cytosol
Molecular function (GO): fructose-2,6-bisphosphate 2-phosphatase activity; 6-phosphofructo-2-kinase activity; ATP binding
Source: RefSeq, a predicted model, not a curated record
CAGCUGAUAUGUGACAUGCUCCCUCCUCCUGCUGCUGCUGAAUCAGUCCGUCGGGUCUGCAGCCCACCGCCUCAGUCAGUGUGUGCUCAGGUUGGGAGGGGGACGUCCAGCAUGUUGGACAACGAGGACUUCGUGUUGGACACUUCCCCGCGGGAGCUCACUCAGAACCCGCUCCGGAAGAUCUGGAUGCCGUGUAAAAACGGCCACAUAGCGCAGAGACGGGUCUGUAUGACAAAUUGCCCGACGCUCAUUGUGACUGUGGGACUUCCAGCCCGAGGGAAGACUUACAUUUCGAAGAAGCUCACACGCUACUUGAACUGGAUCGGUGUGCCAACCAAAGAGUUCAAUGUCGGCCAGUAUCGGAGGGAGUGUCUGAAGAUCUACAAGUCCUUUGAGUUUUUCCGUCCAGAUAAUGAAGAAGGUUUAAAGAUCAGACGUCACUGUGCGAUGGCAGCUCUCAAUGAUGUUCGGCAGUACCUGUGUGUUGAAGGAGGGCAGGUGGCGGUCUUUGAUGCCACAAAUACAACAAGAGAAAGAAGAGGAACCAUUGUGAAGUUCGCUGAGCAGAAUGGGUUCAAGGUGUUUUUUGUGGAGUCUGUGUGUGAGGACCCAGAUGUCAUUGCACAAAAUAUAGUGCAAGUGAAGUUGGGAAGCCCAGACUACAUUCACUGCAACACAGAGGAGGCCGUCGAGGAUUUCAUGGGGAGAAUCAAAUGUUACGAGUCGUCCUACCAGCCUCUGGACGAGGUUCUGGACAGGGACCUGUCCUACAUAAAGAUCAUGGACGUGGGCCGUCAAUACCUGGUGAACCGUGUUGUCGAUCACAUCCAGAGUCGAAUCGUCUACUACCUGAUGAACAUCCACAUUACGCCGCGCUCCAUCUACCUGUGUCGUCACGGCGAGAGUGACCUCAACAUCAAGGGACGCAUUGGAGGAGACUCUGGUUUGUCUAACAGAGGAAAAGAGUUUGCCAGAAGUCUGAGGAAAUUCAUCCAGGAGCAGAAUAUCAAAGAACUGAAGGUGUGGACCAGCCAGAUGCAGAGGACAAUCCAGACGGCAGAGGGCCUUGGAGUGCCAUACGAACAGUGGAAGUCUCUCAACGAAAUAGAUGCUGGCGUGUGUGAGGAAAUGAUGUACGAAGAGAUUCAAGAGAAUUACCCCCUGGAGUUUGCACUGAGAGACCAAGACAAGUACCGCUACCGCUAUCCUAAAGGAGAGUCGUAUGAAGACCUGGUGCAGCGACUGGAGCCGGUGAUCAUGGAGUUGGAGAGACAAGAGAACAUUCUGGUGAUUUGUCACCAAGCAGUGAUGCGCUGUCUUCUCGCAUAUUUCCUGGACAAGUCUGCAGAUGAGUUGCCUUAUCUAAAGUGCCCUUUGCACUCUGUAUUAAAGUUGACCCCCAUGGCUUACGGAUGUAAAGUGGAGUCUGUCUAUUUAAGCGUGGACGCUGUGAACACCCACAGAGACAGACCAGAGGUAGGUCUCCUAGGCAGCACACAAAUGUCUGUCAGCAGACAAUAUAAACAAGUUGAAUCCACCUCAGGGGUUUCACCCCAAGUUCAAGACAACAUCCUCUGUGAUCUACGACUGAAUCAGGACGUCAUCUCAGAAACCGCUGUGUGUUUAGAAGCAGUGUGAAACGUGAUCUCUGGAGAGGCACAAUGUGUCUUCCACACUUUCUUCAUCUCCCUCCUGAAGCACGCAGACCAGUCACUGGGGAUCCGUCCCGCUCUUCUCAUCGCACAAGAAUGUAAAUCUUUCACAACCAGGAAGCUGUGCUCCGUCCACAGGAGAUCCAUGAUGGUAACCAUGACAACUGUGACAUCGCUUAACAUUGACACUGCUACCUCCACCAUGACCUCUGGUUUCAUAUUGAUCUCUCAGUGGUGUCAGAAAUGAAUGUUACAAUUCUGUUUGAUAUUAUUAUUUGUUUUUUCAUCUUGGUGGGACUGACAUAACUGGAAGCGUGUGCGUGUGCGUGUGUGUGUGUGCGUGUGCGUGUGCGUGUGUGUGUGUGUGUGUGUGUCAACCUACAUUUGUGAGGACCUGUUAGACUUUUAGACCUUUGUGGGUACAUUUUGACUGGUCCUCACCUUUCAUCAUAAGUACUGUUAGCAUGGACGAUGCAUGUUCUGCUGCGACGUCACAGUCAGCCAGACUUUCAGUUUGAGUUUGGAGGUAAAGAAUAGAGGUCAUCCGAUGUCAAGGUUAGAGGAUAUGAAAUGCAUUGGUUCUUUACAAGUGUAGAAAGGACGUGUGGUGGAACAAUCUGAAUUAAAACAUAAGAACAAGCACAUUACUUUUUGUUUUUAAUUCUGAUAUAAAUUUAUUUUUCAAAUCAUGAAUUCUUCCCUGAUUGUAUUUACAUAAAGUUGUUUCCAUGUAUGCUUUAUAACCUGACUGACUUUUUACUUGUGUGUAGUAGAACAAAUACAUUUAACAUCCACAUUCAUUUUGCUGCAUAGAAAAUGCACUAUAUCAUUUCCAUUCUCUUGUUUUUAGGAUUUAUUUUCUGUUUAAAAAUGAAGGAUAAUCUGUGAUGUCUUGUCCGAAUUUUCAGUCACUAGUUCUCCAAUAGAAUUAGGAUUUACCUAAUUUAUUAUGAAAUCAGUAAUUAAUUUUUACGUCGCUGGCGAAAACACAUUUAUAUUAUUUGAUCAAAUGGAACGAUUUUCUUUGUUUUUGUGUUUGUCAAGGUUUACUCAUUGUGAAUAUAAAUGUACAAAUUGAAAAAAAAUCACUCUUCUGUUCAUUUUUCUGGUGGAGACAUCAGUGUUCAGUUGUUUUUAUGUCAAACAUGAACUGCACUCAUGUCAUGACUGUGUCUGGAAAGUGCAAAAUCACAGAACACAUUUCAGAAGCGAUUUGAGUUUGAUCUUAAUGAUUCGCCUCAGUAAAACCUUUAAGGACUAGUUUGCAAAAAGGAUCACUGGAAAAAAACAAUUUGAAAAACUGAUAAUUUUAGACCAUGAAACAUGAUCAUUAUUCAGCCGUAAACACAACAUUUGUAUCUUGUGUCAACAGUAAGGUGUCCAUGUGAACCAUGAAGUAAGUUGAAAUCAACAUUAAAUGAUAUCCAUUCGAUUUGUCCAAUUCAGGCCAUAAAUUACCUUCCGAUAAACUUUAAAUAACAUUUUAUUCAAACAACUAUUUUUAACAUCACACAGUAAAAGCAUGUACAGAAGGAAACCUUUCAUGGUCAGUAUUACAGUUUUUAAUUACAUCAAGCAGAACCUGUUUCAUGGUUCAUUUGGGCAACUGACUACUAUUGAGACAUGAAUUGCUCCCUACAGUCACAUGCUCACAUGUGUAUUGCUUCUCCUGAAAAUGUCUGUUCUGUUUAAGAUUUGUCAUUUAGAUGAUUAUGAGGUUGAUUUUUAAUGUUGACAACUCAAAAAGGUUCAAAUUGAUUGUUACGUAUUAAAAAAAGCAACAAAGUACUUUCACUGCUGACACAUUGACUAUCAGAUGAAUGAAUUAAUAUCUCGAGCCAUUCUACUCACAAUUGCUCUUCAUGAAGAUAAUGAUAUCAAGGGAUUUUUCUGUAAAGAAUCUAAUUUAUAAAUGUCAGAUAAGUAAUG